AUGUUGUUCUCACCCUUCCUGCGAAAAAAGAAUCCUCAACCGCCUUUCAUCGGGGUGGACGUGUUUGCGCCGCAGGACGUGGUGCAGCGGGGGUGGCUGUGGAAGCGCGGCGCACUCAACAAGGGCUUCAAGCGGCGCUGGUUUGUCCUGACCUGCGGCGGCGAACUCUUCUACUACAAGAGCGACCGGCACUCCCGGUGCCAGAACUUCAUUCCCCUCCUCGACUCCGUCGUCAAGUGGAAUGAGUGGUCGCCACAGUUCGAGGUCACCAUGGCCGAGCGCGUCUAUGUCAUGACCGCCUCGUCCGUGCUCGAAGCCGGCCUAUGGGUGAACUGGCUGCGUCACUUCACGACCUGCAACAAUCGGGAGAAUUUGUCGAUCGAGCAGGCCGAGGCGUUCCUCGCGAACAACGCCCAGGCCCAGUGCGCGCUGGAGGAGCAGGACCGGCGACACCAGGAGCAGGCCGCGCUGGCCCUGGCGGCCCGGCGGCGGCGCGUCGUCACUCGAGCCGCCAGCGCUGACUGCCUGCAGCGACCGCCGAAGGCCCCGGCGUCCAACCCGCGCCUUGCCGUGGCUGAUAUGGCCGACGACCAGGGCCGCGCGCGGCGGCUGCGGGCCUCGGCGCCCGAGUGCCGACGCGACCACCAGACCGAGGAGGACUUCGAAGCCACGAAGCGCGACGAGGCUGGCGACUCGCUACCCAUAAGUGCGAGUCCUCAGCCGCCCUGCAGAAACGCGCUACUGACUCUCGCUGCGGCUGGCCACCACCGAGAAAAGUUCAAGCGCAUGCGUUCCACCAGCAACUGA
Molecule: messenger RNA, 807 nt
Organism: Acanthamoeba castellanii str. Neff
Lineage: Eukaryota; Discosea; Longamoebia; Acanthamoebidae
Product: PH domain containing protein
Exons: 4
Coding region: 1-807 (268 amino acids)
Source: RefSeq, a predicted model, not a curated record